GAGGGCGGUGCACCGGUGAUUAUUAGUGAUCAGAAUGGCUUGCGAGAGUCGAAACGAGCUGAACAAGAGUAUGGAUUCAACACGUAUGUCAGUGACAUGAUCUCCAUGAAUCGCACUAUUCCUGAUAUACGAAUGGAAGAAUGCAAACAUUGGAAUUAUCCUGAGGUGCUACCAACGGUGUCCGUCGUCAUUGUUUUUCACAAUGAAGGUUGGACUCCGCUGCUGAGAACUGUGCAUUCUGUAUUACUUCGCUCACCUCCUCAACUGAUCAAAGAGGUAGUGAUGGUUGAUGAUUAUUCUGAUAAAGAGCACCUGAAAGAAAAAUUGGAAAAAUACAUAAAGCGAUUUAAUGGCAAGGUGAAAUUGGUUCGAACGGACGAUCGCGAAGGACUGAUUCGUGCUAGAACGAUCGGAGCAAAACAUUCAACGGCUGAUGUGGUCAUUUUUCUUGAUGCUCAUUGUGAAGUGAAUGUGAACUGGCUGCCGCCUUUGUUGGCUCCGAUCAAACACAAUAGGCGAGUCAUGACAGUACCGGUCAUUGAUGGAAUCGACGCAAACACAUGGGAGUAUCGCAGUGUUUAUGGCCAAGCAGAUCGUCAUUUCAGCGGAAUAUUCGAAUGGGGCCUUCUCUACAAAGAAACAGCCAUUACUGCAGCUGAAAGAAAUAGUCGACCUCAUAAUAGUAUGCCAUUCCGUUCACCAACACACGCCGGUGUGGUCUCUUCGCUAUUGAUCGGCUUUGGUUCCAAGAGCUUGGAUAUUAUGACGAAGGUCUUCAAAUUUGGGGCGAAUAUGUUGAGAGUGAUUCGAACGUGGAUGGAUGAGUAUGCAGAGUAUUACUUCAUCCGUGAACCUCAAGCACAGCGUGUGGAUCCAGGAGAUAUCAGUGCGCAGUUGGCUCUGAAGGAACGCUUGCAUUGCAAACCCUUCAAGUGGUACAUGGAGAAGGUGGCGUAA
Messenger RNA from Ostertagia ostertagi, 957 nucleotides. The record is from the annotation of a GenBank genome assembly. Lineage: Eukaryota; Metazoa; Nematoda; Chromadorea; Rhabditida; Trichostrongylidae.